UGCCUGAUAUUUACUGAGGCUGAGAUGCUGAGCUGUGAAGUCUGCGCCAGUACCGCUCCAGUCCUGCAGCCGCCGGCACCCCGACACUUCCAGGCUACCAGCCCCAUUCCACUACAGCCAUGGACAUCGUCUCACAGGUUCUCAAUUUUGGUGCAGGACCAGCCAAGCUGCCGCCACCUGUUUUGCUUGAAGCUCAGAAAGAACUGGUUGACUAUAAAGGACUUGGCAUAAGUGUCCUUGAAAUGAGCCACAGAUCAUCCGAUUUUACAAAGAUUUUAAAUGGUACAGAAAUUACCAUGAGAGAAUUACUAAAUAUUCCAGACAAUUAUAAGGUGCUUUUCCUUCAAGGAGGUGGAAGUGGACAGUUUAGUGGCGUGGCUCUUAAUCUUAUUGGUCUGAAAGAAGCCAGGUGUGCAGACUACAUAGUUACAGGUGCCUGGUCAGCAAAAGCUGCUAAGGAAGCCGAGAAAUAUGGAAAAGUCAACGUUGUCCACCCAAAGCUUGCAAGUUACACAGGAAUCCCAGAUUCAAGCAGCUGGAAUCUUAACCCAGAAGCGUCCUAUGUUUACUACUGUGCCAAUGAAACCGUACACGGUGUGGAGUUUCAGGAAAUUCCUGAUGUGAAGGGAGCACUACUAGUUUGUGAUAUGUCUUCAAACUUCCUGUCCAGACCAAUUGAUAUUUCCAAGUUUGGACUUAUUUUUGCCGGAGCUCAAAAGAAUGUUGGCUGUGCCGGGGUGACAGUGGUAAUAGUGAGAGAAGAUUUAUUGGGUUUUUCAUUGAAAGAAUGCCCUACCAUCCUAGAUUACAAAAUCCAGGCAGGAAAUGCUUCUCUGUAUAACACCCCUCCAUGUUUCAGCAUCUACAUAAUGGGAUUGGUGCUGGAAUGGAUUAAGAAUAACGGAGGCGCAGCGUGUAUGGAGAAGCUGAGCAUCAUCAAAUCCGAAAUGAUUUACAAUGUUAUAGAUCAAUCCAAUGGAUUGUUUGUGUGUCCUGUAGAGAAAGAAGGCAGGAGCAGAAUGAAUAUCCCUUUCCGUAUCGGAAGUAUUAAGGGUGACAGUGCCUUAGAGAGAGAAUUUCUUGACAAAGCUGCAGCACUUGGAAUGAUGUCUCUGAAAGGACACAGAUCUGUAGGAGGAAUCCGAGCUUCUCUCUACAAUGCCGUCACUGUGGAUGAUGUUGAAAAACUAGCAGAUUUCAUGAGACACUUCAAGGAGACUCACCAGUGAGGAACAGAGCAGCAAAACGUCUUUACAUCCUCAUUACGUCUGUAUAAAAUAUGGCACCCAACAAAUAAGCUAUUUUCAUAGUGUAUAGAUGAUUUGUAAACUACGGUAGUCACUUUCUUUUGUACGAAGAGGACAACCCAAUAGUAUCUGCCCUCUCUCCCUUCAUUGCUCUCAGUGGUGAUGAGGUUGUCACAGAAUUCCACAACACUUUCUUCCGUUAUUUGGGUCUCGUUGCUCUUACUUUAUUUGAUCUUGCCUGUAAAAAGAGGUCAGUGUAUUGUCCUGAGACAAUUUAUGUGCCUGCAUAUUUUUAUGCAAAGAGAAUAAAAUGUUUUGUGGUA
This is a messenger RNA of Bufo bufo (common toad), 1570 nucleotides long. RefSeq names its product phosphoserine aminotransferase 1 (gene PSAT1). The record is from RefSeq and is a predicted model, not a curated record. NCBI's taxonomy places the organism in Eukaryota, Metazoa, Chordata, Amphibia, Anura, Bufonidae. Gene Ontology annotation, cellular component: cytoplasm. The transcript is spliced from 9 exons. The coding region runs from base 120 to 1229 and encodes 369 amino acids. Gene Ontology annotation, biological process: L-serine biosynthetic process. Gene Ontology annotation, molecular function: pyridoxal phosphate binding; O-phospho-L-serine:2-oxoglutarate transaminase activity.